AUGCAAACCAUUUUUUUUUUUUGUUCACAAAGGAUUGUCCUGAAAAGGUGAAAAGGACAUGCUGGGUUACUUCCUUGGCGAUAAUGCGGUUAACAGCUAGCUCUACUUGGCACAGUGCAGAACGGAUGGCUCAGCUAAUCGGCAUGGCUGUGAGCAGCAGGACUGGGCCAAAUCCAAUGCCAGAGUCUUAUUCCUUUUCCUCAGUGCUUCAAGUCUGUCCUUUCUCACUGUAAUAUGAAUUUUGUUCAUUCACUAAAGAAUUCUGUAGACUAUCUUUAAAAAAAAAACGAAAAGGACUUUGACGUUUCAGGUUUGCAGUUGGGGACGUUUCAAGUAAAACUGAUCCAUUUCCUCCAAGAGGAUUAGUCUCAGGCAGAUUAUCUUGUUUACCUCUCUUAACACUAAAGCUAUAGGGAGCAUAUGGGUGUUUGAUAACCACCUGUCUGCCUACUGAGGGGACUUCAGACGGACAGUCACAGGCAUAGAGGAAGAAGACUGGAAUGAUUGGGCUGGAUGUCUAUCUAUAUCCAGAUGGUCUUAGGGUUGCUACACCAGAAGAUAUAGAGAGGUGGGAAUCAGAGAGGGAAAUGUAUGAGCCGGAUGUGCGCCUCUUUGUGGCUUUGUUCUCAUACAACCCUGCGGUGAUGUCACCAAACCCUGAAACAAUGGAGGAGGAACUGCCUUUUGAUCAAGGACAGAUCAUUAAAGUAUAUGGAGAUAAAGAUGCUGACGGCUUCUAUAGUGGGGAGACUGGUGGUCGCUUUGGUUUUGUGCCAAGCAACAUGGUAUCUGAGAUUCCCGUGGAAGACGGAGAGCUUAAACUUCGUCUGUUCCAGCAGGGGUAUUUACCAGAGGAGACGCCUUCUAUAGCACCCAGUGAAACUUCUAGUGUGCCGGAUGGAGCGAAGGUCCACAGGAUGGUGGCCAUAUUUGAUUAUGACCCUUGGGAAAGUUCUCCAAACGUGGAUAUUGAGGAUGAGCUUCCCUUUCGUGCAGGAGACAUUAUAUAUGUUUUUGGGGAAAUGGACAGUGAUGGAUUUUAUUAUGGGGAUCUACAUGGUUAUCGAGGUCUUGUGCCAUCGAACUUCUUGCAACCGCUGCCUUGGGAUUGAAUGAAAAGAGCAAUCAUAAAUCAGGAACAGAAGAGUGACCUCAGAUUGAUUCUAACCCACUUUACUGAAUUCAGCUCCAGUAUUGUUUUUUGUUUUUCUGUUCCCAUAUAAAGUGUCUUUUUUCCUGUAAUGUACAGUAAAUGGCUGUAUUGUAUGCACCCCCUUAACGCAUUCAACCUUCCCUCAGCAUAUAGCUCAAAUAAUUUCUGAAUAAUACAAAGCAGCUAGUGUAUUAUAGCCUUAAA
Messenger RNA from Megalobrama amblycephala (Wuchang bream), 1357 nucleotides. Its product is annotated as RIMS-binding protein 2-like. The transcript has 5 exons. Gene Ontology annotation, biological process: neuromuscular synaptic transmission. Gene Ontology annotation, molecular function: protein binding. Bases 501 to 1112 code for a protein of 203 amino acids. The record is from RefSeq and is a predicted model, not a curated record. Lineage: Eukaryota; Metazoa; Chordata; Actinopteri; Cypriniformes; Xenocyprididae.